Molecule: messenger RNA, 533 nt
Organism: Paramecium primaurelia
Lineage: Eukaryota; Ciliophora; Oligohymenophorea; Peniculida; Parameciidae
Source: the annotation of a GenBank genome assembly
GAUAUAUUAUGUCUGAGGAGCUUGUGAGAUUAUAAACAAUCGAGUUCAAGUAAGAAAUAGAGAAGCGAUAUGCAAAGAGUCGUCAUAACCAUAAUUAUGUAUUUGAACGAGAAGGCAAUGAUUUUUCAGAUGAUGAUUCAUUAGAUUCUUUGAAAAAUAUUGGAUUAUACAAUUUAUGCAAACCAAUCCGUAAUAAAUCAAUGGAAACUGAACGUACUAUGCCUAAGACUAGCAAAACAUUAUUAAUACGAUUACUCAAACCUAAAAAACAACCAUCAGUCAAUGAAAAUAGAUCAAACAACAAUUCAUUAUAUAAAUCCAGAUCUCAAAGCAAAAAUGGCACUACUCGACUUCGCACUGAGUAUUAUGUUUUAUUUUUAAUCAGAGGUUCAGUCCUUCGAGAAUCAAAAAAUGUAACCUUAAUUUCUCCCAAAUUUCCAAAAAGUCCUUUGUACAUUCAAGUAGAUAAUUUGAUCAAAUCAGCCAAAAAUAAAAAUCUUUACAAACUAAAUAAUUACUCUAUGGCUGUGUGA